AUGGAAGAGGUCGCCGAAAAGGCGUCCAACUUGUACCACAGAAACGUAGAUUGCGCAGAAAAGGACUUAGCCGUCCUCGUGGCUCAUAAGGAGCCUAUUUAUGCAAAAUUAGAACCCCAACUUGCAAGGUUGCGGAAAACAUGUCAGGAUUUCGUCUUUGUUGAUUUCGACAGCGCCACUGAAGCCCGAGCCGAAACACGCCUAUGGGAUGCUCAUGCCAAAGUCAACCAGAAGUUCAGGUCGUUUCUUGCGAAAUUUCGAGAUGUUGAUGGCAAAAAGAAGCAUGUUGAACGCCGAAAGGCCGAGAAACUCUAUCUUGAGUUUAUCAAAUCCAGCAUGAGAUUCUACCGUGGCUAUAUCCAACGCCUUGCCUCACACUUCAGAGGUAUCCCUGAAAUCCUUGAGGUUGCGAAGAAGUUCAGCCUGGAGACUCUUAGCGUUGAACCCGUAGUAUCUAUCGACGACUUGCGCAAGAAGCAAAUCGUCCGUUCCUGCUAUCUGAGUUUGGUGCAGCUCGGUGACCUCUCAAGGUACAGAGAGACCGAGCUGCAGACCAAAGAGCGAGACUGGGGUCCGGCGAAAGGCUAUUACCAGCUUGCAAUCAAGUUGGACCCUCAUUCUGGUGUCGCAUACAAUCAGCUUGCUGUUAUUGCACUCACUGACCAAGACCACCUUCGGGCCGUCUACUAUCUCUACCGAGCCAUCACAGUGCGUAAUUUUGCGCCGCAAGCUCCUGGAAAUCUUGAACUCGAAUUCAAGAAAAUUAGAACCCGAGCAUCCCAAGGGAUGCCAAUUUCGUCCACUGCUACUGAAGAAGAUAACGCCCUUUCUGACCAUUUUAUCAUUUACCACUCUCGUUGCGCUGAAAGAGGAUUUGUGCCUGGUGACGAUCAACAGAACGAGAUCUUUCGUCGGCUAGCAGAUGAUCUACGGGAGAAGCCAUUUGACACUAGAGUCCGAAAGUUCUGUUUGAUCAAUAUUGCGGCAGAGGAUGUAACAGCUCAAAAAGCUCGCGGCAAGUCUCUUCCGGUUCUCGUGUUUCAGCAGCUUAACGUUGGCACUUUCUUCUUACUCAUGAAGCUCAUGCUCGACGAGCUUCAGCGCUUGGCCAAGAGCCCGAAUACAGGGACAACAACUGACGAUGACAAGAGCAUAAACGUGACGCCAGUCACUCGCAGAAUUCUUCCCCAUCUGCGCUUGUACAGCAGCUGGCUGUUGAGUAAGGCCGAUUAUCUGCUUGCAAGCGAGACCUUGAAGGUUCAGAUGCGCGAGUUUUGGCUGGUAUACGCGGAAGCACUCAGCUCGUUGGCUGCGACAUAUUCCCUUGUCGACAUUCCAGAGAUCCCAUACCUUUUAGACGAGGAUCUUGACACAUUGGGUUUCAGUCCGUUCUCCGAUCUUGUACGAAAAACCCUAUUUUAUUUGCAAGAUCAAGCGAAGCCAGCCUAUGAUGAGCUUCAGUUUGGUCCCCGUUCCCCUGAAGUUGAGAUGUUGUACCGGAUCAAAUGCUUGGUCAAGGACGGGGUCAUUCUGUGCCGGGGAAAAUGUGGCAUAAUGCCAAUUCCUCUCAAGUUCGCGGGCAUGUGUUUCGUUUUCCUUGAUGAGGACGGGGGACCGUCAAUUGGAAAGGGGCUGGUGUCACCGCAUGAGACUCACACGAGCUCGAUCAACAGCAUCAGUCGAGAAGACAUCGAAGCUGCCAAGCAAUCGAGAAACACCGUAGAAAAAGCCUUAGGCCAUCACGAGGAUGCCUCUGAUGCUGGAGUGUCAGCCUCGGCAACAUCGACCAUGGAAAACAUGGUCAAUAAUCUGACACAGCCUGAACCACCACGACGAACGGCACAUUCAAAUCAUCUUCAUGACGAGUCUCUGCCGUCGGCAUUGAAGACGCCGACGGCACAGUCGUUUGCAGAACGUGGUGCCUCUCAAUCUCAAUUGCAGCAGCAAACCUUUACAGCUCAUGAUCUUGUGCAGCAAAUCCAACGAUCGCCUAGAUCUUCGUUUCCCUUGUUGGGAGAUUCCGCGACCAAUCGUCCCAUGCUACCAAGCAUCAUGAACUCACCUUUUGCACCUCUCCCAGGAGAGACACCCGGAUCGUCACCUCGCUCAAGUACAGUUCAACGGUUGCAUGCUCCAUUCGUGAUUUCUCCUCAAACCCGCCAGUUCCAGGUAAACCUGCUACACCAACAGCAGCAAGUUCAACUGCGUUCGUCUCCACUCGAAUCGCCACAGCCUACAAUGUCGAGCCUCUUCGAGACACCAUCAAAGAUGACAGUAAGGAUGCGUGCUGCUGAUCAAUCGCAAUCUGUGUUGUCUCCGUGGCAAGACCCACCUUACCAACCAGUCAUUUCGGAGUCGGUCGUGCCUAAGCGAGCACCUCAGCCAGCGCCCUUUGGGGCUAUCGGUGAUCCUCGACCAAAGAGCAGCGGAGGUCCGACCAGUGGUCAGCUUGGGUGA
This is a messenger RNA of Exophiala aquamarina CBS 119918, 2457 nucleotides long. RefSeq lists its product as uncharacterized. The record is from RefSeq and is a predicted model, not a curated record. The coding region runs from base 1 to 2457 and encodes 818 amino acids. Lineage: Eukaryota; Fungi; Ascomycota; Eurotiomycetes; Chaetothyriales; Herpotrichiellaceae. Gene Ontology annotation, cellular component: telomerase holoenzyme complex. Gene Ontology annotation, molecular function: telomeric repeat DNA binding; protein binding; telomerase RNA binding. The transcript has 6 exons. Gene Ontology annotation, biological process: nuclear-transcribed mRNA catabolic process, nonsense-mediated decay.